This is a messenger RNA of Actinia tenebrosa (Australian red waratah sea anemone), 2906 nucleotides long. RefSeq names its product metal cation symporter ZIP14. Gene Ontology annotation, biological process: zinc ion import across plasma membrane; intracellular monoatomic cation homeostasis. Gene Ontology annotation, molecular function: zinc ion transmembrane transporter activity; monoatomic cation:bicarbonate symporter activity. NCBI's taxonomy places the organism in Eukaryota, Metazoa, Cnidaria, Anthozoa, Actiniaria, Actiniidae. Gene Ontology annotation, cellular component: plasma membrane. The record is from RefSeq and is a predicted model, not a curated record.
UGUAUGAAAAGCAUUUGAACUCUGACGCUGCCUCAUUGUAUACUCGAGGUUCUCUCUAUGAUACACCAUAUCGAAGCAGAUUCUUCAUCACAAUCCUGAGUUAAACCAAAGUUAAAACAUCAUGAGGCCCAGAUUAGGGUAUUUUAGCGUUAUAAUAUUUUUCCAAGUGUUUUUUAUCUGCCACGAUUUUGUGGCCACUGCCAGCCAUGCUCCAUACACUUUCAACGAUUUGCUCGCCUUCGUAGCCAAACAAGGCCAAAAACUACACUAUGGUGAUGUCCAAACCAUUCUAAAAAAGCUUCAUUUCGAGGACUGUACUACCAGCGUUCGAAAACAAGAGUGUAAUAAGUGUCUGUCUCCCAAAGAUCUUGGUUUAACCAACUCAUCUGUUCUGAAUUCUACCCAAUUUAACGCUAAAUCGAUGGCGAUCGUGUACUAUUUGAUGCCCGAAAAGACUUCUGGUAAUAAUAGUACCCCAUGCGCAUUACCUUCCCUUCCCAGCAAACUGUUCGAAACUCUUGCUCACAACUUCACUCACGGCAAGUCUUCUAGUAUCACGGAACAUGGCUUAGAACAUAUUUUAAGCAACGUUAACAAGACUUUGGGACCUCAUCUUAACAAGAAAAAGUGUUUCUCAGCUGAAAGCAUCAUCGAAGAAGUGAAAAAAGAGGAAUCUGACCAUGAUCACCAUCAUGAACACUCAGGCAACGAGACCGGGUUGGAUGAAGAUGACUUCCAGAAAGCAUGCGCCAUCAUUGUUUAUCGUCUUAUCCAAGGAUAUUGUAUUGCUGAACAUGAAAGUCACUCUAACUUACCAUCAUCAUCAUUCUUCAUUGAUGAUUUAUUCAAAACCAAGAACUAUCUUCAAGAAGAAGACCUUCUAGAGAUAACCAAAAAGCUAGGCAUUGCUAAAGAGGCACAAAAUGAAGAUGUUGACGAUCAUGGUCAUAGUCAUAAACGCCGUCGACGUGCUGUUGCAGAACCUACUGCAGCUCCUACUCCACACAAUGCAACAUGCUUUUCACUUGAUUCACUCCUGGACGUAUUCAGCAUUGACCAUUCUGUUGGUGCAAGCAAAAGUUCUUUUACAGAACUUUGUCCUGCUCUUAUACAACAAGUACAAAGUGGCUCAUGUACAGCAAAAAAAAGCCAGACGAAAUCCACUGUUAGUGAUCUUUCUAAAGUGUGGGGGUAUGGUUUUCUCUCCGUGACCAUAAUCAGCUUGGCGUCUCUUGUUGGUGUUGCUACUAUUCCAUUUGUUGGUAGAACUAUGUAUAAAAAAGUUCUGGCAUUAUUGGUGGCACUGGCUGUAGGAACGCUUGCUGGUGAUGCAACUCUUCACCUUAUACCUCACGCUUUAGGUCUUCACCAACACGAAGAAGGAGAGGAAGAACCUCAUAGUGAAGACAUAAGUAAAAGUUUCCUAUGGAAGGCGGCUGUCAUCCUUGCUUCUAUUUAUUUCUUCUACCUCUUUGAAGUACUGAUGCAUUUUGGGCUCAAAAAUAAACACACCCAUAGCCAUGUUGAUUUAGAGUUACCAGGACCAAGCAGCCGACACAUGAGCUACAACAAGAAGAAAGCCUGUUCCAAUUUUGAACACCACGAGGGGACACCACAAAACCUUGGAAAUUCAGAUGAGAAGGUUCCUGAAAAUGGAGACAUCAUUCUGACAAAUGUACCCAAAGGACCCCGGUGUCAUAGUCCACAGUUUCACAACUGUGUUCAAGUUUUUGAGAAUUGCGCCAGCACUAGUUCAGAGUCUGAAGUUGAGGAAAUGAAGUUUUUGGAGAAUGCCAGAACCGAAGAUAAAGUUGACUAUGAGGCACAAAAGAAACCUCCACUCUCCAAGAAGAUUUCAAGUCUGAAAGAAAGUUUAUCCAGACGUUCAGUGUUUAGUGAUGAAAACCAAGAUAAGGAAAAAGAAGGCAUAUCUACUGUAGCGUGGAUGAUUAUCAUAGGUGAUACCAUCCAUAACAUCAGUGAUGGCCUAGCUAUUGGUGCUGCAUUCUCUGAGGGAGGUGCAUCUGGUAUCUCAGGAGGAAUUAGUACAUCAAUAGCUGUCUUUUGCCAUGAAUUGCCUCAUGAAUUAGGUGAUUUUGCUGUGCUGCUUACAGCAGGCAUGAGUGUCAAGAAAGCUCUUUUUGCAAACUUCUUAUCAGCCUGUUCAUGUUACAUUGGCCUUGUCAUUGGCAUUUUGGUUGGACAACAGAUAGAAAUGAGGUUGUGGAUUUUUGCCAUUGCGGGAGGCAUGUUUCUUUAUGUCGCAUUAGUGGAUAUGCUUCCAGACUUAAUGCACAGCGAGUCUCUACAGACAGACACAUGCAUCACAUUUUUGUUGCAGAACAUUGGAUUGAUUCUGGGGAUAACCAUCAUGCUUAUCAUUGGUUAUUUUGAAGAAGCCCUCAUGGCUGCUGUCAAGAUAUAGGAUAAAUGUUCUUUCGAUCAAUCAAUGGAAUAUUUAUCUUCCUUACAUAUAUAUACCUGUUUCUGUACACUAAAUUUUGUCAACUGAAAACUACAAAGAUAAGAUACCACACAUGCCACGAGGUAUUAAUUGUGAUUUUAACAGUUACCAGUUAUGCAGUUUCACCCCCAGUGAGCUUCAUCGAGCUGCAACUUUUAUCAAAAACAUUUUUCUUGAUUCUCUCAGAUCUCAGCUUUGUAGCUCUUUUGGAUGACUAACUUUAUUGAAAUGAGCAUAAAUAAAUAUAAUAAUUAUAAUACUCAAUUGCGGGGCUAAAAAUACUGACUGUUCAUUUGCCAGCCAUGAUGUCACCCCAAAUUAGUUUUUUAUCUCAGUCAUACCUUAUUUCUGGCUCAAUGUCACUGGUCAAAAUGACUGGCAAGGCAAACAUUUGACCCUCAAGACAAGUUCCAAUUCUCGCCAGACAUUAAUUUGAAAAAUC